GCUCGUUUUUCCGUGAGCGCCUGAACGCAUCGUGUCACGUGACAUCAGCUGACAGAACGGACACAACUAACAUGGCGGUGUGCAUAGCAGUUAUCGCUAAAGAGAACUACCCACUGUAUAUUCGCAGUGUACCCACCCAAAAUGAGCUGAAGUUUCACUACACAGUACACACCUCUCUAGAUGUGGUGGAGGAGAAGAUCUCUGCAGUGGGGAAGUCCAUAGGAGACCAGAGGGAGCUUUAUCUGGGACUGCUGUAUCCCACUGAAGACUAUAAAGUAUAUGGGUAUGUAACCAACUCCAAGGUGAAAUUUGUGAUUGUUGUCGACUCAUCGAAUACAUCAUUGCGGGACAAUGAAAUAAGGAGUAUGUUCAGAAAAUUGCACAAUUCUUUCACUGAUGUAAUGUGCAACCCCUUCUACAAUCCUGGGGAUCCAAUUCAGUCCAAGGCUUUUAAUGGGAUUGUGUCUGGAAUGAUGGUACAAACUGGCUGAUCACCUCUUUCCUCACCCGCUUUGAUGAAGAUCCGCUGUACUGACCACCCUUUUUCAUUUAUGUUGCCUUGUGUUUUGAAAUCGUGAAUAAACUUAAGUAUUGCCGAA
This is a messenger RNA of Austrofundulus limnaeus, 599 nucleotides long. It is a transcript of the gene trappc2l, whose product is annotated as trafficking protein particle complex subunit 2L. Bases 72 to 491 code for a protein of 139 amino acids. Lineage: Eukaryota; Metazoa; Chordata; Actinopteri; Cyprinodontiformes; Rivulidae. The transcript is spliced from 5 exons. Gene Ontology annotation, biological process: endoplasmic reticulum to Golgi vesicle-mediated transport. The record is from RefSeq and is a predicted model, not a curated record.